UGGAAAAGAAAGUACUAUCUUCAUGGAGGAAUAACAAAAUCGUAUUCGAUGUCUUAAAUAAGGAAUGUUUAUCAUCGGCCUAAGUCCAUCCAUCAACUGGCAGUCAUUUAGGAUCUUAAUUCAUCUGAAUGGCCAUCGAGGAGAAUCGAGUGCCGUCUAAAAACCGCAUACACCGCAACAGCUUGUUCCCAGCCGAGGGUCCAGAACUAUGUCCCCUGACAGGGCUAACUUCAAGAGAGAGAUUUGUCAUCACGCGAUCAUGGGCAGACUUGAUGGAGAACGGAAGAGAAAAACUUGCGCACGACUUGUUGUUGUGGAUGAUGUCUGACAUCAACGGCAUGCGGGAAUUCUUCAAGAUGUUCAAGAACAUGCCGCUAGACCAGAUGGCACAGGACGAGCGUUUCGUCAACCACUCGCACGCCAUCGUCAUCAGCUUGCAGGAGCUGGUCAACCUCCUCGGUCAGCCUUCUCGUCUGGAGAUCAAACUGCUGGACCUCAUCACGUUUCACGUCGACAGGAGGGUCAACCCCGUCUCGAUCUCGUAUUUUGAGCAAUUCCGGGACAAGUUCCACCUUUUUAUCGUGCCCAAGCUGAAGGUUGACGAGAACGGCGAGGAGGUCCGCGCUUGGAGAAAACUCUUCAACACGAUCGUGGAGAUGGGGAAGUCAUUGGAGAAACCCAAGUCUAGUUGUUGUUGUUUGCUCUGAUCCUGGCACUGGCAGGUCAUCACAUUGACUCGACACACAGUGCUCACUUCAUAU
Physella acuta is the source of this 761-nucleotide messenger RNA. RefSeq lists its product as uncharacterized. Gene Ontology annotation, molecular function: heme binding; oxygen binding. The record is from RefSeq and is a predicted model, not a curated record. NCBI's taxonomy places the organism in Eukaryota, Metazoa, Mollusca, Gastropoda, Physidae.